AUCCAAAUCGAAACCAUGUUGUAGCCAGCUGGUUGUCGGAGAGGAUGAGAUUCCUUGUCUCCUUUUCAGCCUGAUAUAUAUGUGGAGCCAGAUGAAGAGGAAAGGAAACGUAACCCACCACAAGUAACUUGACAUUGCCAAUUUCACAUCCAGUUCUAAGUUACCUUAUCCCCAAGAAGAAAAAUGGCUUCAUCUCCUUUGAGAUCAAAAUCCAACUACCACAUUCGUUCUGUCAGCUUGCCUUCUAGACUUCACCCGGUCAUUACACCAGUCGAUGAGCAUUUGAGGCUAAGUGGCCUUGAAAAAAUGUAUGAUCGUUUGGGCGAUUUGCUUCAAUUGCCACUAACUCAGCAAGCCUUUGCUCAACAACGCCAUGAGAAAUGGGUUGAAGUGGUUCUUGAAAAGUAUCUAAGGUUAUUGGAUGUGUGUGCUACAGUUAAAGAUGUAUCCGCACAAACUCAACAAGAUUUGCAAGGCCUUCAUUCAAUCCUACGCAGAAGAAGGGAGGCGGAUGACUUUUCAGAGUACUUGAAUUCGAGAAAGCAGGUAAAGAAGGUGAUCCAAAAGUCCCUAAAGGAUUUGAAGAGUAUAAAAACCAAGCAUACUGUCGUAGCUCUUGGAAAAAGCCGGGAAUUUUUGGAUUUGCUAAAUGUGGUUGAAGCAACCACUAUUUGGGUGGUCGAGUCUUUGUUGUCCUUUAUUUCAGGGACUAAGGAAGAGUCAAGAUUGAGUGCAUUUUCUUUGGCUACCAAACUGUUGCAACGAAAGAGCAUUGCAUCCAAAGAUGAAGAAACAAAGAGUAACAUGUUUGAGAAAUUUGAUGCUGCAUUGCACUCAUUCAACAAUCAUAAGGCGAGUAAAUCUGAUAAUGCAGUACAUGUCGAGAAUGUGCAAAACCAGUUGGGGAAGAUGGAGUCGAGCAUUGAAGAUAUCGAAGAAGGACUCGAGUGUUUGUUCAGACGGUUAAUCAAAACAAGAGUUAUCCUCCUCAACAUUCUCAACCACUAGCGAGCAAAAAAAAGACUGUAGUUUAAUACUUUUGGCAGCCAAAAUGUUGCUAAAGAUUUUGAUUAGCUGUUCAUACUUGUACAUGAGCCUUGAGGCAUACACUGUUUAUAGUCUGUCCUU
Molecule: messenger RNA, 1128 nt
Organism: Rhododendron vialii
Lineage: Eukaryota; Viridiplantae; Streptophyta; Magnoliopsida; Ericales; Ericaceae
Exons: 1
Coding region: 184-1008 (274 amino acids)
Biological process (GO): root development; shoot system development
Source: RefSeq, a predicted model, not a curated record